AUGGCGUCUACCGUUAGUUGUUACGCUUUUUCCUCCGACGGUGAUUAUUUCGCGCAUUGUGGAAACGAUGGAAAAUUAAAAAUUUGGGAUACCUUCACCAGCCGUUUAAAGCAAGAAUAUGUUUCAAAUUUUCAUCUGUCCUCUCCAUGUUGCAUUUUGGCCUGGCUUUAUGUCAACACUUCGUCAACAAAUGCUACGUUUCCUUCACCAUGGAAAAAACGCAAAAAGAAGUCAAUUUCAGAGGAAUCCAAUUCCAAAGGGAUUGUUGCAAUGGGUUCUACAAACGGGAAAAUCACGCUUUAUGACACAACAUCUUCAGUCACUACUCAGCUGGAUGGUCAUUCCGGUACAGUUACCGCGGUGACGUGGUCUGAAAAUGUUGGUCUAUUCACUGCAGCGGAUGAUCACCACAUUAUUCAUUGGAACCUUAAAGAAAAUGGAAUAAAAUACAAAUGGAAAUCCGGGAGAGGAAAAACAACGUCUUUGGCCCUCUCUAAGGAUGGGGAUAGUUUACUGUCCGGGGAGAGAAUUAUUAAGUGGUGGGAUCUAUCUACGAGACAAUUAGUCAGAACAUUCACGGGCCAUGCUAAUCAAAUAACAUGCCUUUGUACUCUUAAGAUGCCAUCUGGAAGCAAUUAUGUAAUUAGUGGAGCUUGUGGCGAUGGCUGCCUUAAUGUUUGGGCUUUAGACGAAAAUAAAAACGAUAGAUCCCCCGCGACAAGCUUAGCUUUACAGGACGACGCAACAAGCGUUUCUGUAAAUGUCUCUGAGGAGUCGGAGGUAGUUGUUCUGGCAGUGACUAGAUCAGGACAAGCACACUUAUUUCAGUAUCAACCAAACGGUCGCACAAAACCGUUGAAGCCUAGCUUAAAUAUUGCAGUAGCUUCCGACGUUAGUCCGAAAGACACUGUCCAACAAAUUCCUAUCUUAGAUGCAAAACUAACAAGAGAGCAAACGUUGCUCUUAACGUACGGUACAUAUCUGAAUCCUACAUUCGAAAGAGUGACUCCAGAUUUCUCUGAUAAAGUGCAAUGCCUGGUGCGUUCAGAGAAUAGGAGAAACAAAGACAGAAAAGAUGAAAUUUCUAAGGUGAAGACUCCCUUAAUUGAGGAUAAUGUUGAGUACCUUGCACCGGGAAUAAUUGGAACCACAACAAAACGGGAUAGGAAUAGCAGUUCAGGAUCACAAUUAUUAUUGAAAGACAGAUUGGAAAACCUCAGCUUAAAUGGUGAAAGCAGCCCUGCUGGAAAAACUACUACCUCAGGUAGCAAUAGAGCACAACUUUUAAUUCAAGGCUUGAAUAGUAAAGACAAGACUAUUCUGACCAAUAUUUUUCUCACAAGAAACGAGUCCAUUAUUAGGAACUCUAUUGCUAAACUACCAAUACAGGCGAUUGGACCAUUACUCAAAGAGCUAACCAUCUUGCUCCAGGGUAAAACUUACGCGAGCAAAGUUGCGGUGAGAUGGUUGGAGGCAUUAUUGAUGACACAUGCGGGUCAUUUUUUGUCACAAGCCGAUCUUAUGCAAUCGUUUGGUGCAAUUUUGAGUUUAAUAGAUGCCAAAUUGGCUCUCUUGUCGGAGCUCUCGAAACUUAAAGGCCGCAUAUCUCUCGUUACUGGCCAAAUUUCUCAGACAACCGAAGAGCACCACAAGGACGUUGAUGAAAACUGUCUUGUCUAUCAGGAUUCAGAUUCCUCUGACGAAGAUGGCGGGAUAGAAGAUGAAGAUAUAGAAAGCGAAUCUGAUGAAAAUUGGGAAGAAAUGUCUAAUCAGGAAGACCAAGAUGAUCAAGAGGAACAGAAUGACCAAGAUGUUAGAAGUACGAAUUCCGAUAACGAAGAUGAAUCUAUAUCCAGUUAAUUAUUAAUUUAGUAAAUAUUCAAGUUCCUGGAUAUAUAAAAUAUGAAAAAAAGAGAGAAAUGAAAUGUUAAAUAAAUGAUGUUUUUUACACGAAUUAUUGUCAUUACAUUAUCUG
Molecule: messenger RNA, 1975 nt
Organism: Colletes gigas
Lineage: Eukaryota; Metazoa; Arthropoda; Insecta; Hymenoptera; Colletidae
Product: WD repeat-containing protein 43
Exons: 8
Coding region: 1-1860 (619 amino acids)
Biological process (GO): maturation of SSU-rRNA from tricistronic rRNA transcript (SSU-rRNA, 5.8S rRNA, LSU-rRNA)
Cellular component (GO): nucleolus
Molecular function (GO): protein binding
Source: RefSeq, a predicted model, not a curated record